GUGAACACAUGUUUGUUUGUCUCAUUGCUGUUUGUUGAAUGCGCGAUGACGUGCGAUCAGGUGGAGCGACUCUGCGCUCACCGCCGGGCGCGACGCGUCAGAUGAACCGAAGACACCAGACGAGCGGGUCUGAUUCAACCGGUACGGUGCUCGCGUCGCGUCUUUCUCUUCAGUUUGGCGGUCGAGUGUAAAUCUCUUGUGACAGCGUUGGGGUGCGAGUGAUGCAUGAUGAUGCGAUUUCUGCUCAUGACUCUUCAUUGGAUGACAGUCAGUGCUUCACUGCAACCGUGGACACCGGCCGCCACCGGCCCGCUGGAGGAUGUCAUACGGCUGAAUGUUUCCAAAUGCCGCUCACCAAACAUGGAGGAAUUCACGUGUCAGUGGACUCCGCUUGAUAGCGAGGAAAACAUCACCUACACGUUUGUAUACAAGAUUGGUGAUGACGCCGCUCGGGAGUGUCCGGAUUAUGUGACCGGCGGUCCCAACACCUGUUACUUUGACACCAAACACACACAGAUCUGGCAGGUGUACUGUCUGAAUGUCACCGCACACACCCGGACGGGUCCAAUCACUUCACCCAAACACUGCUUGGAUGUGGUCGAUAUAGUGGAGACAGACCCACCCUUUAACUUGACUUACAGCAUAUUGAACAAAAGCGAUGAUGAAUCGGGUAACAUUGUGAUGUUGUCCUGGUUGUAUCCAGUUGCAUCUCAUGGUGGAUGGAUCACGCUGGAGUAUGAGCUGCGAUACAGACAACUGUCACACCCAGACCACUGGAAGGUGAAGGAGCGCUUGCGUGAAGCUAAUCUAGAGUUGCUGGAUCUUCCCACGGGCAGUUAUGAGGUCAUGGUGCGCUGCCGAUCCACUAAAAGUAAAUUAUGGAGCAGAUGGAGCGAUUCGAUCUACUUCACCAUCACUACCGGACGUCUGCCUGUUCACAUGAUGGUGUUCAUGUUGAUAACGGCCAUCGCAGUCAUGACCUUACUUAUCAUUGGCUUUGGGGUCAUCCCACGGGGCAAGAGUAUUAAAGCUUACCUCUUGUCACCGAUUCCCAAACCACGCAUCCAAGGACUGGACCCCAUGCUGAUAAAGAAGGGAAAGAUCGAUGAGAUCAAUCAUCAUUUCUCCUCUUUUCACGGCUAUAAAUCUCCACAGUACUGCAUGGAGACGUGGUACCAGGUCAACGUGGACGCGAGUCCGGCCGUGACGCUCAACAGCUUUCUGUCUUACUGUAAACAAGAAGACAAGGUGAACGGCGAAGCGUUCCCUCAGCAUCAACCCUUACUUCAGACGAACGUAGAAGAGCCCUCUCAAAAUCCUGCAGGGGCGUUGUCAGAGCCGAGCCAGACGCAGCCGGAGCUCAUGUCUUUCCCGGGAACAGAUUACACCAUGAUUCUGAACUCGGACCCCGCCACGAUACAGCCCGCCCAUCAGGACUUUUACACCUGCGUCAGUGAGAUUGCGUCUACCGGGGCGGUCCGUCUGGUGCCCUGCCUGCCUGACGCGCUUAAAAACACGCCCUACCUGCAGUUUAAAAACAAACUGGACGACAACGACUCGGACAAAAGGGCCCAGUUAGCGGCUCUGCUAAAGAAACAGAUGGAGAUGUUGUCCGCUCUGGAUGAUGCUGGUGAGACGGAGCAGAGCGAUUCUGCAGUGCCUUUACCUCCACAUUCAGCAGACCAGAAAUGAGCUGCUGGACCGGUUUGGUUACACACACACGCGACAGACAAUCACACACUACAGUAAAACAACAAACACUUCCUUCAUAGUUUUCUCUUGCUUUCCAGUAAAUGAAUGUUGCUUUAAGGAUGCUCAGAUAUUUUACUGGUCAACAAGACAACAAUAGUGAGAGUUUUUGUCGUGUAAAACAGACACACAGACACACAAACACAACUUCAGUCUAUGAGUAUCUGCACAGUGGUUCAUAUGACUGUUAGUGAAUAUUACAGUGAAAAACAUGAAAUAUGAGGGAGAGAGUCAUUACCUAAUUGCCUAAUGGUUAGAGAGUCGGGCUUUUAACACAAAGUUGUGACUCUGGUGGCCUUGAGCGAUUACCCCUUUUGCCCAGUUUCUUCACAAUCGUGUCAUUGGCACUUCACUUUCACAGAGUCAAAGAGACCAAUCACUGAAAUAUCUAAAGUCACAUUGUGCCUAACUAAAAACACAAGAUCCAAACACACACACUACACGUCUGAAUCUUUACUGGACUGCAGACAUUAAUAAAACCCAAAUGUUGUUUAACCCUACAGUAAAGAAAACACAAUUCAGAAGCUAAGAAUUUAUUAUGACUUAAAUUAAGGAUUGAUUGACAUCAGACUUUAGUUUGUUUCUGAACUUGAGUGGAUAUCCAAAAACUACACCUGUCUCCACAUGAAAAGGGUGCGGUUAGGUAUGAAUCAUGUACCAACACAAUCACAAUAACUCACGGAAGUGAACCAUUAUUGAUGUGUGUGUGUGUGCGUGUGUGUGUUCGUGCGUGCAUGUGUGUGUGUUUACUUUCCUGGAUGAAAGUGGUAGUCGCCUGA
Molecule: messenger RNA, 2528 nt
Organism: Misgurnus anguillicaudatus (oriental weatherfish)
Lineage: Eukaryota; Metazoa; Chordata; Actinopteri; Cypriniformes; Cobitidae
Source: RefSeq, a predicted model, not a curated record